Messenger RNA from Benincasa hispida (wax gourd), 1685 nucleotides. RefSeq lists its product as uncharacterized. NCBI's taxonomy places the organism in Eukaryota, Viridiplantae, Streptophyta, Magnoliopsida, Cucurbitales, Cucurbitaceae. The record is from RefSeq and is a predicted model, not a curated record.
CCUAAAAGCCAGGCCCAUCUUUUACAGGAGAAGCUUCUUCAAUAGAGCGCCAAAUUUAGCUCUUUCUCCUGCUUAAUUAGGGUUACGGCUUAUCUUAACGAUUCCGUCGUUUCUCUCCGCCGUGAGCAGCAGUUCACGUCCAUAGGCAUUUCGAGCCGCACACACCCACCGGCCGGCCCUCUUUCUUUCUUCUCUUCUCUCCCUGGUUGACGCCGCCGCUCGCCGGCACGCCCCCACCAUCACACGUCGCCUCGCCGAAACUCCCUUUUCCUGCCCCAGCCCCUCCAUCUCUCAGUCGCUUGUCGUUAAGAUAGAUUACAACUUGUCUUGCUUUGAAUUUCGCUAUGACUUUACUUGAAGUCAUCAAGCAAGCCUCUGCCUGCUCCGAUCCGCUUGAUUCCCAGUCUGACUACCCCAUUCUCCUCAAUCCAGACGAUGUUCUGGCCAGUUUGAAAUCAAAAGUUGAUGAACCAGAUCCCAUUUCCCUUGUUAAUCCUAUUAUUGGAUGGCAAAUUUCGGAAACUGACUCCAAGGUGAUUGAUUUGGGGAAAAAAUUCCAUGAAAAUUUCAAGCAGAAGCUCAGAAAUCGAAACUUCUCAAGGCCUGAGUUUAUAAACAUUUUGAAUGUGUUUCUGGAGAAAAUGAGGGAAAGGGUCGGAAUUGCAAUUAGUGUUAGUUCAUUGGACAAUUGUUACACUAAGGUUCUGAUUGAGAAACUCGGGUUCUUGAUGAGUAAAGUCGUUGGAGACUUGGUUUUGGAAACAUGUAUUGCUUUUGAGGACUGGGAAUUGGUAGAGACUUUUGUUGUCAAUAAGCUUGUCAAACAUGCAUCUUACUCAAAUUUGAUUUUGAAACUUGUGGCGAAGAAGAGGUCAGAUCUACUUUGUCUUUGUAUCAAGCAAGCAUCAGAUUUUGGUCCUGCUGAUUUACAUUGCAUUCUGAAGUACUUUCUUUGUCCUUCCAAAGAGGCUUAUGCCAGUAUGUCUAAUGUGAGGAAGGAAUGGGAGGACCAAGCAUUGCUAGCCAUUCAGAAGGCAAGUGAUAAAAGUCUCAAAGGCAAGAAGUCCAAUCUGGCAAAGGAGGCUGCAAUUCAGCUCAUGGUAGCACAUGAUGGAUUCUCAACCAAGGAACUGUGUUUGCAUUAUCUGUUGGCAUCACCCAAUCUUGAUGAAGUAAUUCUUUCGUCUGCACUCAGUAAGUUGAAUCGAGAAGAGAUGAUUAAUUUGAUUCGAUAUUUGGGAAAAUGGUUGAAGAAAUAUGAGAGAUAUCCUCAAGCAGUUUCUUGCCCAAAAGCAUCUAUUGUGUUGGGUUUGAAGGCUUGUGAUUGGGUUCCCAAGCUUGAUGAUAUCGUCAGAUAUCUUGGACUAGUGCUGGACGUUAACUUUUCUUCAUUGGUAUUGCAUCCAGAUUUUCAUGAGGAGCUGAAAACCAUGGGGGAAUUGGUUAGUUCUCUAGCCUUGGAAUCGAAACAAUGUUGUUUUGUCGCUAGUGUAGCAGAAAAUUUGAGAACUGAAGUGUAAUUUGGUCGUGCGUAGAAAUUGAAUGUUUGUAGUAGUAUUACACCAUGUUUUUUUAUGGUUUAUUUAAGCGCAGCGAUACAGUAUUUUUUAAGGAUAUUUGGAGAUCAUUUCUGUAAACGGCUUUUUUCCUAGAGAGUAAAAAGGAAAAAACAAUUCGAUUAACCA